Echinococcus granulosus is the source of this 243-nucleotide messenger RNA. Its product is annotated as Immediate early response 3-interacting protein. The coding region runs from base 1 to 243 and encodes 80 amino acids. NCBI's taxonomy places the organism in Eukaryota, Metazoa, Platyhelminthes, Cestoda, Cyclophyllidea, Taeniidae. The transcript has 3 exons. Gene Ontology annotation, biological process: endoplasmic reticulum to Golgi vesicle-mediated transport. Gene Ontology annotation, cellular component: endoplasmic reticulum membrane; Golgi membrane; COPII-coated ER to Golgi transport vesicle. The record is from RefSeq and is a predicted model, not a curated record.
AUGGCGUUCGGGCUCUAUGCGCUGCUGGAAGCCAGUGUCCUUGUGCUAAAUGCAGUCUGUAUCCUUAAUGAGCAGCGAUUCCUUGCCAAGUAUGGUUGGGGACCCGAUGCGUACCAGUUUGGGAGUGAUGUCUCAACCAAGUCGCGCUUGUUGACGUUCAUCACGUCAGUACGAACUGUCAUGCAGAUCCCUCUUAUAGGUGUAAAUACUCUACUGAUCAUUUUCAAACUUAUCAUGGGCUAA